UGUAUGAUAACAGACAAUUAUUAGGAAAUUUCAGUUUGUAUUAUAACGGUUGUUAAGAAAUUAUGUGCGGUGUUGUGUGUGUGGUGUUGCCGAAGGGAAAAAAGGUUUUCCCCUUCGCACCCAGUCAGGAAUAGGAGGAACGGGCAUGAAAUAAUGGCUAGCUGUUAACUGAAAUCAAAUCACAAUGAGUACCAAGAACCCAAUCAACCAAUGUGGACUAUUCCACGCAAGCGAACAAUCCCCCAAUUCCGCCACGUAUUAUUUCACGCACGACGACACAGAAACGGAAACGAAGAACAACCAAGAAGAAUUUGAAUGCCAAGACGAACAAGAUGAAACCAUCCAAGACGUACAACUGGACGAAGAAACCUGCCGGUACGACCCCAUCAACACACCUCCCAGAAAAACGGUCUCGGAGGACACGAUCAGGGAGUUGGUUAACGGGGUGGAAGAACUGGUGACCACCGAAAUGUACAGGAAGCGCAAAUCUAAGCUGAGGCUGCGCAACGAUGAUAGUUGCGACGCCAGCGGUGAAGACGACGAAAGGGACUCGCAGUACUCUGAUUAUGACGUCAGCACUUCUACAUUGAAGGGGUUAAACAAUAAUUCCAUGUCUGAGGGUGUACUGUUCCCCGAAUACAAGGCCAACGAUAGGAACAGGAAGCUGUACGGAUCGUGCACACCCCUGAACCAGACCUGCUCGACUCCAAGGAUUAGCUCAAACACUUUGUCAAUGUCGGAAUCUGCACUGUACGACGAAAAUUACCCACCAAAAUUUGGAAGUUUGUUCGCGAACGGCAGCAAUUCUACUUCGUCCACUAUGGAGGAGGCUUCGAACUCCUAUCUGGAACAGCCAUCGCCGAUACGCAGGAAGAAGCGACGAAGCAGAACGUUUGGCAAAUCUGACUCGCAUUUAAUGAACAGUUUCAUAAAACCCAAGAGCAUGUUGCUCAAAUCGUGUUCCUUUGCUGGCUUCAGCAAUCACCAGUCACCAAAUGAACCAGUUCCUGAACAGCUUUCAUUAGUGAGUAGUAACUGCGAAACCUCGACAACUAGUGGUGGUGAAACAGAUGAAGAACACGUAAGACGAUAUAGUAGAUAUAACAAAGACAAAUAUAAUUUAAACUUGGCGGAGGAGCAAUUAUCAUCUUUGUCUGACACUUGGGACAACUACCAGGAAAACUAUUUGUCUGAACCAUAUAGUGAGUCCAAGGAUUCGGAUGCGGCAAGACGUUUGCUGGAAUUUGGCGAAGAUUACAGAAAAUUUCUGGACAGCCAAUCCGAUUGGUCCACUAUGUCAUCCGAAGUUUCACCUGUAAUGAAAAGGAAACAGUGGUCUUCAAAACCACUGAACGGCAACCUGAAUAUCAUCAAAAGUACAUCUGAAAAAUUGGAAAACUGCAGAGACACACUUUACAAUUACAACUUCGAUUUGGAUUAUAAUACAAACGUUAUCGAUGAAUUGUUGUCGGAGUGUUGUAACGAAAUACAUGCCAUAAAUCGUAUUGUACGAGAUAUGACAGUCUCGAUGGACGAGGAGAUUCUUUCAGAUAUUCUAAAGCAAUGGGAGGAUCUGAGAAAUAGCGCGUUGAAAAUGAAGGAGUAUGCCAAUUUACAGAAGCAAAUCACCGACAUGAAGACGUCUAUCAAUUCUUUGGACGUCUCCAAAUCAUCUUAUUACAGUUUUUCACCAAUUGAAGAAGUCAAAAAUGAUAUAGAGGAUUGCAAGAACCGUCUGAGUUUUAUCGAUCAGUAUUAUGAGAAGCUAACCGCCCUGAACGCCGUCGUGCACAGAUUCUCACUCGAAAACAAAGACAUGGAUGUCUACAACAGCAAAUUGAAGUGCAAUGUCCAGGAACUCUACGAAUUGCUGGACAACAGUAAAACAUUAACCAAGGAUCAGUUGGAACAAAAGCAAGGGCUUCUACCUCAGUUGGAAACUUUGGAGACGAGAUUGGAGCAAUUGCAAAAGGAUUUGUGCGAUGAUGGAAGGAGCAUUGCCAGGCUGGAUAAUUUGUUGAACGAAGGAAUCUUCAACGAUCAAACCGCUGCUGGAGUCAGGGAUAUCGCUAAACUUCUGUCUGAGUCGACAUACCACAACGGUCACCAUCUCAGCGAUUUCCUGACGGAAGGUUCGUUCUCAGACAGCGGAAUAUCGGACGAAGGUUCAGAACACGAAAUAGGUGAACGACAGGCCAGAUUGGCGGCCAUACGAAGACUGUACAGACAGUACGAGGCCAAAUUUCCUCUGGACAUCACCACCAAACAAAAAAUCUUCGACAAGUUCAACAAAGUGGAGGAGGACCUGAAAACUGCCCAGCUCAGAUGUAGAACUUUGGUCGCCAGAACGUCCGCUUGUUCUGCUUCCACUUUAAGUUCCCAGCAAAAGGAUGCGAUUAAGUCGUUCAUGACAAAGGACAAAGGGGGCGAUGAUGAUCCUGGCGAUAACAGAAGCUCGGUAUGGUACCAAAAUCGCAGCGUCAAAGCGUCGAUAGUAUUUCAAGUUAUAAUUUUAACGUUCGUCUGCUUGAGCUAUUGGCUCAAUCCUCAAUGUUGUGAUAACAUGAAUAAUUACAAAUGGUCCUUGAGUCCGAAGCUGCACUUCGAGGGACGACCUCCGAUAUAAUAGUGGUUGUCCAAAAUGUUUCUGUAGUACCGUUGCUCGUUAAAUCCGUUCAGUUCGACCAUUUAUUUUAAAUUUAACAAGUAGUAAUGCUUUUAUACUGUUUAAAAUUAUAUUUUUAGGUGGUGUAUUGUUUUAGUAUUACGCUUAAAGCUAGUCGCAUGAGUAUUAUUUUAGUGCACGGUCAAUUGUUUUGACGUAUUCGAUAAUUUUUAGUGUACGUCGAAUCGGGGAUUUACCAAGCACGUGUACUACAUUUUUUGAGGUGUCAGAGUCGGCCUUGAGUUGUGGAUAUAUUUAUUUUCUUUUUAUUUUCGAUGUUGUGUCUUUACGUAUUACGUAUAUUUAUUGUUACAGGCAAUAUAUGUUUCAUAUUAUAUAUGUUAGAUGUUAAACCAUUGAAUUUAGCCAAACAUUAUUAUCUUUGGCAUACAAUUGUUUAAUUUCUUUUUUUUUUAAUUUGAGUCGACAGGUUUGCUUUUUUGUAUAUAUUUUGUCGACUUGACCACUUUUGGUCUAAUUUUUAUGAACUUGCAGCAUGCAAGUUGUUAUUGGAUUGUAAUUUUUAUUACACAAUGAUGUUAUAUUUAAAACGCGAUUGUUUUAGUAAACAAUUAACAAUUUACAUAUGGUAUUAGUAAAGUGUUAACUUUUUACUAAACAAAUCUUGUACAUAUUAUUAUAUACAAUCUAAUUUUUUGAACAAGUUCUAAAAUUAGAUUGUAUUGAUUUAUUAAAUUAUCAAUCAGUUCAUCCGUUGCAUCAAUUAAAUGUUAUUUUAGCAGUAUUUUUCCUACAAACGGAUAAGCUGAUUUUUAUGUUUUUUAUAUGUAUAUAUUCGGUGUUUGCCCGUUUUUAAAACGGUCAUAGUUGUUAUGAUGGUGAUUGAAAAUCACUUGAGGCUCAAUUCGCAAAAUGAACAAUGAAGUGUGAUUUACAGUUCUGAAUUGAGCACGUAUUUUUUGAGUAUAUUUACUGCCAGAAUAAUAAUGACAAAUAAUUUGAAUGAAUGUUUUGAAUGUCAUUAUUCAUUCCUUACAAAAUGAGAGGCUUUGCAUCGAUGCAGAGGCAGAUGAACGAUGCUUUGAUUAGUUUCUUUCUGUCUCAUAUUUGUCUUAUUUUGUAUUAUUUUAUAGUAUUAAUGACCCCUUAUACAAAUUGUUUAGCUCAUAUUUUUUGAUGGCAUUACGUAGAUUAAUGAUUGGUAUUUAAGGGUUUUUCAUUCUUGCAUUUAAAUUAUUUAUGUCAUAAUGAAUAAAAUGCAAAACUCAAAAA
This is a messenger RNA of Aethina tumida (small hive beetle), 3898 nucleotides long. RefSeq names its product klarsicht protein (gene klar). Gene Ontology annotation, cellular component: membrane. The record is from RefSeq and is a predicted model, not a curated record. Lineage: Eukaryota; Metazoa; Arthropoda; Insecta; Coleoptera; Nitidulidae. The transcript is spliced from 10 exons. The coding region runs from base 185 to 2626 and encodes 813 amino acids.